CGUCGACAACCACCACCACCCCCUCCCUUCAUUCUUUUCAGUCUCCUUCGUCCCAGCAGCCAAUAUGUCGGAGACGAAGCAGUUUGGAAAGGGCCAGAGGACCGUGCCGGCUCAGAAGGCCCAGAAAUGGUACCCCGUUGAUGACGAGUCGCAGCCCAAGAAAGUCCGCAAGGCUGUUCGUCCCACCAAGCUCCGGGAGAGCCUCAAGCCCGGUACUAUCCUGAUCCUCCUCGCCGGUCGCUUCCGUGGCAAGCGUGUUGUUCUCCUCAAGCACCUUGAGCAGGGUGUCCUCCUCGUCACCGGCCCCUUCAAGAUCAACGGUGUUCCCCUUCGCCGUGUCAACGCCCGCUAUGUGAUCGCCACCAGCACCAGCAUCGACAUCAGCGGCGUCGACGCUCAGACCGUCGAGAAGGUCUCCACUCCCGACUACUUCACCAAGGAGAAGAAGGCCGAGAAGAAGACCGAGGAGGCUUUCUUCAAGCAGGGAGAGAAGCCCGAGAAGAAGAAGGUUGCCAGCGCCCGCGCCAGCGACCAGAAGGCCAUUGACCAGUCCAUCCUGGCCUCCGUUAAGAAGGAGAACUUCCUUGGCAGCUACCUCGCCAGCACUUUCAGCCUCCGGAACGGUGACAAGCCCCACGAGAUGAAGUGGUAAACGUGCGACGCGGCGGCCGCGGGUUCGGUAGUUAUUGUGGAGGAAUUCAUGUGAGGGGCGGCUUGAAUGCGGAUUGGCAUUCCCAAUAUGGGAAGCGCUUGCAGCGCAGGAGGAACAGCUCAUGAAAUAUGUAACUCGAGUCGGGCUCCGUCUUUGCUCAUUAGGAUUACGGUCAAUUCGGAAAACCGGUUGUUAUUUAUGUUUCACGAUCAGUCCCUCCUGCGUCGCCAAUUUGCAGGACCUAUAAAUGAGCCGAAAUGAAAAGAAAAAAAAAGAAUAAUACCUUUUCCAGCUGUUAUAUGAUCCCCCUUUAACGUGCGGCUGGGAGUUUGUCAUGUCUAGUAUGAUACGUCAUCGAUUUCCAGGUUCGGGUGACAAUCUAAAAUUGGGAAUUCAAGUUUCU
Messenger RNA from Aspergillus pseudotamarii, 1055 nucleotides. RefSeq names its product 60S ribosomal protein eL6. The coding region runs from base 65 to 652 and encodes 195 amino acids. Lineage: Eukaryota; Fungi; Ascomycota; Eurotiomycetes; Eurotiales; Aspergillaceae. Gene Ontology annotation, biological process: ribosomal large subunit assembly; cytoplasmic translation. The record is from RefSeq and is a predicted model, not a curated record. The transcript has 3 exons. Gene Ontology annotation, cellular component: ribosome; cytosolic large ribosomal subunit. Gene Ontology annotation, molecular function: RNA binding; structural constituent of ribosome.